AUGGAGUCUCAGUAUCUGAAGAGAUGCCUGGGAAGCUGCUUGAAAAAGGGACUGGCAGAGGUUGUAGAGCAUCGGCCAGCAGAUCCAAUAGAGUAUCUGGCACAUUGGAUUUACAACUACAGAAGAAUCUUAGAUGAAGAAAAAAAGAGAAUAUUGGAGAGGGUUGAUCUGGAACAAGAACGGGAGGUGGCCCUGCUGGAACUUGAGAAGUUGAGAAAAAAUAAAGAAGCUCUCUUAAUCCAGCAGAAACUUGAAGAACAAUAUCAGGGUCAGUUGGAACAAGAACGCAAGGAGUUGGAACAAGAAUGUGAGGAGUUGGAACUGCAAAAUGAAGAAGAUGACAAGCUAUUGCAGCAGAAUAAUCAAGAGGAAAAUGAAAGGAUAAUAGAUGAACUUACAGAGAGACCUGAAACACUCAAUUUGACCACAGUUGAAGAGCUAGAUGAGAAUGAAGAGUUUGAGAGUAUAACAGAUCCCAUGGCAGAAGCAGAACAAGAAAGUACCCAACUGAUCUGA
Indicator indicator is the source of this 516-nucleotide messenger RNA. RefSeq names its product DPY30 domain-containing protein 1-like. The record is from RefSeq and is a predicted model, not a curated record. Gene Ontology annotation, cellular component: Set1C/COMPASS complex. The transcript has 5 exons. The coding region runs from base 1 to 516 and encodes 171 amino acids. Lineage: Eukaryota; Metazoa; Chordata; Aves; Piciformes; Indicatoridae.